GCCAGGGUACGACAAGUACGGCGGGUGGCGGCCGACUGUUUACACGGAUGUACGGCAGUUUGGCAGCGGGAGGCGAUGUGGGGGCGGGUGGUGGCGGCAGCGGGCAGGCUGCGGCUGCAGUGGAGGAGGCUGGUGCGGUGCGCGGUUCUACACCAGCAGCUGGAGGAGGUGCUCCUGGUGCAGGUGACAGCGCCAAGAGCGCAGGCAUGACUUAUGCUAUAUUACGCGAGGAGGGGCAGGAGGUUCAGCAGCAGGGGAGGCGGCAUGAAGACCGGCAAGAGGCGCAUUCGGACCGGCAUCAGCAUCCGCGACAGCACCAGCGGCGGCGCAAGCAUAAGGUGUACGAAGACGAGGUGUCGUACGAUCCGUACGACGCCUCCUGGUCAAACGUUGACUGGGAUGAGAUCCGCAUCCCGCCUCCUUCCUCCCAAGGAGCAUCAGGCCAGUCAGCCCCUCCUCAGGACGGAUGUGUUACCCUCGGACGCAAUGGCAGUCGUGGUAGCGGCGCUAGCAAUGGCGGUACGACAGCUGACAUCCUGUCGUACGACGUCAAGCGUGUUCACGAUGAGGCGACCGGUCGGGAGCUGCUGGAGAUUGUUCCGACGGGGCCGGGGCUAGCAGGUACGACAGUAGCAGCAGCGGCAGCGGAGGCGGGCGGGGAUCCGGCGGCGGCGGUGUUGCCGGCUGAAUUGCUGUCUGCAUGUCAGGAGGCGGCGGCGGAGUGGGCAGCGGAGGAGCAGCAGCGUAUGGAGGCGGCGGCGGAGGCGACACCAGGGUUAUGGCGUUUGGAGGUGGCGGAGGCCCUACGGGAGUUGACGGGCUCCGAGCCCCUGCUGCGGUGGGUGACGCCCCACAACACCGCCGUCGCAGACCUGCUGCUCCUGCCGCCUAAGCAGCAGCCAACCAGGCGCGGAAGAGCGACCCGCGGGUCUGCAUCGUCUCCGCCGCCACCAGUGGCGGUGCUGCUGUUGGGGCCGGAGGACGUCACAAGGAAUGCGCCGUACACGCCGCUGGGCGCCACGCGCAUGCGGCAGCGGCUGCUGGAGGCUGCCGGGGCGCGUGUGGUGGUGCUGCCUCGCUUCCUGUGGCGCCUGAUGAGCGGCGCGCCGGAGGAGCAGCUGUGCCUGCUGGGGAACCUGCUGGGCGGGAAGAUGUAGGGUUGUAGGCUGUAGCGCUGAUGAGCGUGAGUGGUUGUGCAAGUGAUGUUUGGCUUCCCGGGCGAGGCGUUUAUUUGCUGGGAAUGUGGCCAUGUGAGAGUUAGUAUCGGAAUGCUGACUACCAGCAAUGGGCUCGUUGGAUGCCCGCAGUGGCACUUUGAGAACGACAUGUGCGCGCGGUGAGUGUUAGGCAUUGUGAUUUGCGCACAUGCAAGUAAUAUGGCAGUCAUCGCGUUUGACUAUAUAGCUAGCCUCUAGCGAGCACAGCAUGUUGGCUUGGGAAGGAGCCAAGCGAUAGACAAACAUGAAAGACAUGAUUCAGCCCGUAAAGGUGGUGUCGAUAGACACCGUUUGUAAGUUUGUCGCUUG
Molecule: messenger RNA, 1526 nt
Organism: Astrephomene gubernaculifera
Lineage: Eukaryota; Viridiplantae; Chlorophyta; Chlorophyceae; Chlamydomonadales; Astrephomenaceae
Source: the annotation of a GenBank genome assembly